Molecule: messenger RNA, 1383 nt
Organism: Symbiodinium sp. CCMP2592
Lineage: Eukaryota; Dinophyceae; Suessiales; Symbiodiniaceae
Source: the annotation of a GenBank genome assembly
AUGAAUGCGGCGGAACGCACAGGUUGUGCAGCCGGUAUCACCAAACUCUUCGAUUCUUGGUGGCCUAGUCGACCUGCGGUGCGCCAUUCACCUGAGGAGCUUCCGCAAGUUUGCAAGUUUGCUUCCUUGUGCGAUGCCAGAGUAGCCAACGCACCGAAGCUGCAGGAUGACGCGCGUCUUGAUUCCUGCAAGCAGGUGCUGCCGAACAGCAGCAGGCUACUAAAUGCUGAAAACUUUGCAGCCGGCGAUUUUGUCGUGCUUGGAAACGAUGUACAUGCAGAAUAUCGGGGUGCUGCAGCAGUUGUCCUCGAUGUCACACCAAUUGAUUGCAUGGUGGCCGUGUUGGAUCCGUCGCGAACUUUCAAGAUCGGGGAGUGCCAAGCAGCAUUCCGCGCGUUGCAGACGAUUCACAGAGACUGGCGCCUGGGAACUCGCCACAUUAUUGGCGGCUUGCAGAGCAGCAAGAUGCAGCAUCUCAACGGCUUGACUGCUACCGUUCGAGAGCAUCGUCGAUAUGGUCAUCCAUGCUUCUUGCCAAAGCCGGAGGGAGACAGCAAGCUGAGGCUCUGCGUGAGAUGGGAAACGACAGAGACAGGCGCCGCUUGUGCUUCAGGCGCUUUGCUUCUGGAGCCACGCUUUCUGGCUUUGUAUCUCAAGAACUUACAAGACACCUCGACCUCGCGACGCCACGACACUGUACUCAGUGAGCGUAUUCCAGAAGAAGCUGCACCCUCUCGCACUUUGCUCACAUCGAAACGGUGUGCAUGUCCCCCAGCGUCCGUUGAGGGAAAGGUCCGGCUGGAGCUGUCCUCCAGUUUGCAAGCAAUUGAAGAGAUGGAGCCCACGUCAAACCUCAUGUCGAAGGUCGAAGGUCCAAUGCCAUGUCGGCCAAUUCCAACUUGCACUGGCGGUUUUCUGGCAAUGCUGUCCUGGCUUGUUGGAGCGCAUACGCGACACGUGGAGGAGGAGUUUCCGACAGUGAUCCGCUUGUCAUCUGUCUUGGCCGCCACUGAUCCACCACCUCGUGAGCGGCUGUCAUGGCUGCUGCCUAUAGCCGAGAUGAGUACAGGUGCAGAUGAAGCAGAUUCCGAACUCGUUUCUGAGCUCACCGGCAGUAUUCAACCAUUUCAUGAGCUGGAGCCAGGCGAUCUUGUGAUGCUGGACUGCACUCAAUCUUCGAAAUUCAGUUUGUGCCCAGCAGUGGUCACAGGUGUCGACAUACCAAACUGCACGCUCGCGGUUCUGGACGACUCAAGAAGCAUUUUUGUCCGUGAGUGUCGAGCAAACCUUGGAGAAGUCAUUCCAGUACACUCCGAGUGGCGGCUGGGCACACAUGUUGUUCUGGGCGGCCUGCAGAGCAGAGCCUUGGAGAAGCUUCGGUAG